AUGAAAACCGAUUGGAAAUCGGAACUGAACUCAGCUAAAAGGUUAUCCCAGAACAAACGAACGAGCCGCAGGAUCUCCCACGCCCAUGCCACGCUAAAUCAUGCAACACAGUUCCUUCAGCAGGAACGGUGCAUCCAACUGCGACAAGACGGGCCAGGAUCGAAUGACCAAGCAAUAAUCUGGCAGAUAUACAAGCCACGAUUCAGACCCUCUUUUGGGGCUUACAGGUUCCGCAGGCGACUCGGUAUUCCCGCCCUGCUGAAAGCACUGAUCCUUUUCUUGUUCCAUUUGACCCGUGGCUGGAAGACGCUAGCAGGGGACUGUCGACUCGACGUUGGCCAUUUCAAACGGUUGGCAGCCGGGCAGCCCCCCAAGAACGAUCGGUAUUAG
Histoplasma mississippiense is the source of this 390-nucleotide messenger RNA. RefSeq lists its product with no specific name. The record is from RefSeq and is a predicted model, not a curated record. The transcript has 2 exons. NCBI's taxonomy places the organism in Eukaryota, Fungi, Ascomycota, Eurotiomycetes, Onygenales, Ajellomycetaceae. The coding region runs from base 1 to 390 and encodes 129 amino acids.